AUGUACACCCCAGCAGCCACAGCCCCAAGCAGGCUUCGAGACAACACCAAGAAAGCAGCAAACGCUGCCACCAUUGCUGCUGCUGCUGCUGCUGCUGCUGCUGCUGCUGCUGCAGGUGCUGCAGCUGCUGCAGUGCUCUCUACCCUGGGGGGCCCCCCAUCAGAACCGCAGAGGAAGACGGGGGCCCCUAACCUUCUUCUUCUUCUUUGGGCUUCAUCAUCGUCCGCCCCUCCUACAGCAGCAGCAGCAGCAGCAGCAGCAGCAGCAACAGCGGAAGCGCCCGCAACAGCAGCAGCUGAAGCAGCAUCAAGCACAACAACUGCCUCAUCCGCACCCGCUGCAGCAGCAGCAACAGCUUCAGAGACAAUAUCAACUCCAGCAGCAGCAGCGUCAGGCCCAGAAGUAGCAGCAGCAGGCCCAGAAGUAGCAGCAGCAGGCCCAGAAGUAGCAGCAGCAGGCCCAGAAGUAGCAGCAGCAGGCCCAGCAGCAGCAGCAUCAGGCGCAGCAGCAGCAGCAGCAUCAGGGCCAGCAGCAGCACCAGCAUCAUCAUCAUCAGCGGCAGGAGAAGCAGGCGCAGCAACCCCAGCAGCAGCAGGAGGAACAGCAGCAUCAGCAGCAGCAAGCCCAGCAGCAGCAGCAGCAAGCCCAGCAGCAGGAGCAGCAGCAGCAGGAGCAGCAGCAGCAGCAACAGCAGGAGUGUGUCGCCCUCCUUCUGAUGGUUGUUUAGCUGUAGUUGUCGAUUUAAAUGCAGACAUUUGGCGGAGGCCCUCUGCUUUAAAUUCUUUUUUAGACAAAACACAGCCGAUACCCGUGCAGCUGCAAAAGAGGAUCCAGCAGCAGCAGCAGCAGCAGCAGCAGCAACAGCAGCAGCAGCAGCACCAGCAGCAGCACCAGCAUGACAGCGCUUUGGCGUUGGUGCGAUAUCUUGAUUUUAUAUCAGGUGCUGUCUCUCGGUUUGCGCGUGCGUUGGCUUUGCUGGCGCCUCAAAGUCGAUUGGCUGUAAUCGGAAUGAACGCCGACACCGCCAAAAUUCUCUGCGAGAUGGAGCCCCCUAAUUGGCUGUUGCUGCAGACAGGGUUUGAAGACAGCGGACUGUCUCUGCACCAGGCCCUCACAGACUUUGUCUUAAAUAAAGCAGAAGCUGCUGCUGCUGCGGAUGCUGCUGCUGCUGCUGCUGAUGCUGCUGCGGAUGCUGAUGCGCCUGCUCCUGAUGCCGAUGCUGCUGCUGAAAGCAGAAUGGAGGUGGACGGAGCAGCAGCAGCAGCAAAUCCCCCUGCUGCUGCUGCUCCUGCUGCUGCUGCUGCUCCUGCUGCUGCUGCUGCUCCUGCUGCUGCUAAGCAGCGCAGCAGCUGCAGAAGGGGCGAGUCGCUGCUGGCGGGGGCCCUAUCGAUGGCGUUGUGCUACGUGCAUCGUUGGCUGGGGGGAGGGCCUGAAGCGGAGAGCCGCGUGCUGCUGCUAGACACCUCAAGAUCAGGGUUUUAUGCUUCUCAGUAUAUUCCGCUCUUAAAUACUGCAUUUGCUGCUAACAAACUCGGAGUAGCCAUUGACUGCUGCUCGCUGCUACCCGAUUGCUCGGGUUUAGUAGUCUGUCUUCAGUGCAGCAGUCUACCUGCACGGAUUUACUGCUCGGAAACCUCCGACAACGGCAAGGAGAGAAUUUCUUGUGAUGUUUGCAAGUCUCGCUUUGCAAAGGGUUUACUCAAAGCCAAGUUAGCGGCAUCUGUAGAUGCCUCAAAGUAUUAA
Molecule: messenger RNA, 1743 nt
Organism: Eimeria acervulina
Lineage: Eukaryota; Apicomplexa; Conoidasida; Eucoccidiorida; Eimeriidae
Exons: 10
Coding region: 1-1743 (580 amino acids)
Biological process (GO): nucleotide-excision repair; regulation of DNA-templated transcription
Cellular component (GO): transcription factor TFIIH holo complex; transcription factor TFIIH core complex
Source: RefSeq, a predicted model, not a curated record